Molecule: messenger RNA, 905 nt
Organism: Schistosoma guineensis
Lineage: Eukaryota; Metazoa; Platyhelminthes; Trematoda; Strigeidida; Schistosomatidae
Source: the annotation of a GenBank genome assembly
CGUGAACAAAGCCGUUCAAGGUCGUGGAGGCAAACUUGACCCAGACCCUUUUCGAGGCUGUUUGGUUAGUGUCUCAGUAACUCCUAUUUCAUAUGCUGCGCAGUGAUGUUUAUGUAUUUAUAUCAGCUUUAAAUGUUUUAGGUGCGCUCUAGAGCUUUUUGCUUCUAAGGAGUUUUAUUUCGUACUCUUCAGUCUUCAGUAAUAAGGAUAGUAGUGAAGGUCCAGCUUUUCCUUGAAAGUAUUCACUGAUGGGGCUGAUACCACUUGUUCGGCCUUAUGCACUGCACAGUCUUGUUGACUUGGAAUGGUUGACAGCAGUAUUUUUGAUGAAAUACCUGAAGAAAUAAGCGCUCAGUUAGUUUCUUUUUCAGAAGCUACUGAUGAUGUUGAACAGCUUGUAAAAAAAAUUAGCAACUUUUCGAAUGAUUCUAAUACUGGGGUUAGUGAUUUGGAUACCAUCAAAACUGAUCUGUCUUUAUGCUACGCCUUUAAUGCUUUGUUUUUCAUGUAUCUUAGGUGCAAUGGUGUAGAAACUCAAAGCCAUCCUAUUAUGCAGGAAUUGGAUCGUGUAAUGAGUGCGUUGAAAAGGUGUAGAUCGUUAGUCGAAAGAGAAGGCUCUGCACGUUUGAAAUUGGACAAAGAAGCUACAACAAGAUUUGUAAAACAUGCCUUAUGGAAAUCUGCUCAUACUAAAACUAAGAAACGUCGCAUGGAUUCAUCUAGUUAGUAUUGGUGAUGAUAAUAAUUCUUAAUUAAGAAGACCUUCAUUUUGUUUCGUUUUGUAUGUAUAAAAACAAAUUAGCAAUCAAAUGUAAACUUAUACUUUUCCAGAUAUUUUUUCUCAUUUAAAUAAAUUCAUUGUACAAAUGGUGUGAUCAGUACCUGCAAUAUAUCAAUUAUGUCAA